CUCCGUUCGUCUGUGGAUAUUUUACGAACUAUUGGCCACAAUUUUGGUCCAAUAUGUCGAGUCACACUGCCAGAACAACAAGAUACAGCACGAGAAAGCUUCGGAAGCGACCAGUUGUGAAACAAGCGUCUACGAGACGCCAGAAUGAUGGAAAUGCCAACACACAGAACACAGACAAUGAGGAUGACUCUAGUAGUAAGCCAUGUCACAUGCGAUACAACCUGCGUAAACGCCAACCAGAGGCCAGCACCAGUCCAUACACUGGGGUGCGAAGUAACAGUCUCUCUGAAUCCUGUACACCAGCUAAGAGGAGACGAAAAUCGUCCACUCGUUCUGUUGCUCCAUAUUUGAAAGGAUGCCUGGUUGGAGCACACUACCUUCAACAGGACUUACCAGACGAAGUACUGCUCAAGAUUUUUAGUUACCUGUUGGAGUUUGAUCUUUGUAGAAUUGCAUGUGUUUGCAAACGUUUUCGUAGCAUUGCUAAUGACACAGAACUAUGGAAAGAUAUUUAUCAGGAUAUAUUUGAGUAUGACUUUCCUCUGAUGCAUCCUGAACCGAGAGUUUUUCGCUUUGUACAACCACAUGAGAAUGAAUAUGAAAAUCCAUGGAAGGAAAGCUUUAAACAUCUGUAUAAAGGAAUUCAUGUUAGACCUGGUUUUCAAGAAAUGUACAUGGACCACUCACGUGGGAGGAGACUACGGGGCCGGGACAUGACGUGCUUUGAGACAAUAGAGCAGGCAUACAGUUUUGUUGAUGCUGAGGAGAUUGAGUGCCCUCUGAUUCUGGUCCACUCCGGUCUGUACCAAGGGGAGUACCUUUUCGUGGACACCAAUGUUUCCAUAAUAGGAGCAGCACCUGGAAAUGUCAUAGACCAUGUGGUGAUAGAGAGAGAAAGUGAAUCCACAGUGAUGUUUGUAGAGGGGGCCAAGGAAGCCUACCUUGGAUAUGUUACUCUGCGUUUUUCACCUGAUAUUACGUCAACAGUUCCCCACCAUAAACAUUAUGCUCUAGAAGUGACUGAGAACUGCUCACCCGUUGUAGAUCAUCUCCGUAUCAGAAGUUCAUCUGUUGUUGGUGCUGCUGUAUGUGUGUCUGGAUCAGGUGCAGACCCAGUUAUUAAACACUGCAAAAUCAAGGAUUGUGAGAAUGUUGGGCUGUAUGUCACAGACUAUGCACAGGGGAGCUAUGAAGACAAUGAAAUCAGUGGGAAUGCCUUGGCAGGUAUUUGGGUUAAGAACCAUGCUAACCCCAUAAUGAGAAGAAACCAUAUACACCAUGGACGAGAUGUAGGGAUUUUUACCUUCGAUAAUGGCCUGGGUUACUUUGAAGCCAAUGACAUCCACAACAACAGGAUUGCUGGUUUUGAGGUAAAGGCAGGUGCUAACCCCACUGUCGUCAGGUGUGAAAUUCACCAUGGACAGACGGGUGGUGUGUACGUACACGAAAAUGGCCGUGGUCAGUUCAUAGAAAACAAAAUUCACUCAAACAACUUUGCUGGAGUAUGGAUUACCUCAAACAGUGAUCCAACCAUCAGGAAAAAUGAAAUCUACAAUGGCCAUCAAGGGGGUGUGUACAUAUUUGGCGAAGGAAGAGGUUUAAUAGAGCACAACAAUAUCUACGGUAAUGCCUUAGCAGGUAUCCAGAUUCGGACUAACAGUAACCCAAUAGUUCGACACAACAAGAUCCAUCAUGGUCAACAUGGCGGUAUUUAUGUGCAUGAGAAGGGCCAAGGUCUCAUUGAGGAGAACGAGGUAUACUCUAACACUCUGGCGGGAGUGUGGAUCACCACGGGUAGUACGCCUGUACUGAGAAAAAACCGUAUCCAUAGUGGAAAACAGGUUGGAGUGUAUUUCUACGACAAUGGACAUGGUGUUUUAGAAGACAAUGACAUCUUUAACCACUUAUAUUCUGGAGUUCAGAUAAGGACAGGAAGCAAUCCUUUGAUUCGCAAAAACAAGAUUUGGGGAGGACAAAAUGGUGGUAUUUUAGUGUAUAAUAGUGGGCUUGGUAUGAUUGAGUGUAAUGAAAUAUUUGACAAUGCUAUGGCUGGUGUGUGGAUUAAAACAGACAGCAAUCCAGUGCUUCGCCACAACAAGAUCCAUGAUGGCCGUGAUGGUGGUAUCUGUAUUUUCAAUGGAGGAAAAGGAAUUCUUGAGGAAAAUGACAUCUUCAGGAAUGCCCAGGCUGGUGUGCUCAUCAGUACCAACAGUCACCCAGUGUUACGAAGGAACAGAAUAUUUGACGGCAAUGCAGCAGGUGUUGAAAUAACCAACAAUGCUACAGCUACACUGGAGGGGAACAAAGUCUUCAACAACAAGUUUGGAGGGCUUUGUCUCGCCAGUGGAGUCAACCCAAAACAAAAAGAUAAUGUUAUCAGUGGUAACCAUAACAUGGUACAGAGGGCAGUAUCAAGAGGACAGUGUUUGUACAAGAUCUCCAGUUAUACAAGUUUUCCCAUGCAUGACUUUUACAGGUGUCGGACGUGUAAUACAACAGAACGCAAUGCUAUUUGUGUGAACUGUAUAAAAUCCUGCCAUGCUGGCCAUGAGGUCGAGUUUAUACGCCAUGAUAGAUUUUUCUGUGAUUGUGGUGCUGGCACUCUGAACAAUCAAUGUCAGCUACAAGGAGAGCCGACACAAGACACUGACACAUUGUACGAUUCUGCUGCACCAAUGGAAACACACACACUACGAGUCAACUGACCAAUGGCCAGUCACAAAGCUAACCAGUUGUGUUAUUGCAUUGUCAUUACAGCGUUACUGAGGAGUAAUAUUCUUCAGCUGGUCAACUGGGCUGGUACCUAGCAGUUUCCUGGUGUCUGGCCAUCAUUUGGGCAUUGGUUGUGUCUCUAGCAAACAUGUAUCAUGGAUAUGUAUAAUGAGGAGGAGUAUCCCUUAAGUUUCACUCCAGAAGAGUGAGGAACAGGAAGCCAAAUGGUUGACGUACUUUACAGUUGUAUUGAUGGCAUUUAAUGCUGCAGUGCAGAUGGUUACAUUUAGAAAUCUCUAUUUUAAUUACAUGUUGGAGCACAAGUAGAUCUGAUACAGUGAGAGUAUGGAAUGAAAGAGACGGAUGUGAAAGACAUGGUGUGCAAGUCGAGCAGGCAGAAUUAUUCUCUGUAAAUUUACAUCUUAUAAUGUGCUAUAUAACUGUGUAGAACCGCAAACUUUACAUGUAGUUCAUUUGAUAGGUUGCUUCAUUCCAACUUGUCCAUAACUAUCAAAAGCAUCUGAUUAAUAUGUAUUACCAUACAAUUCUGUGUGGCUAAACCAAUCAUUACAUAGCUACUUAGUAGCAUAAUCAAUGUUUCAGAAAUGUUUUAUUGUUUAAUUAAUGACAGUCAUUAUGCUGUCUGUUGAAUUUAUUAUGAAAUUGAUAAAAGAAUAUACAAUAUAUAUAUUAUAGAUAUAUUCCCCCCUCCCCCCCUCUUUUUUUUUUUUUUUUUGCCAAAAAAAGUGAUUUUUGUGAAGUAGUUAGUGGUCAUAGCAAAAAGACUGUUUGGUAAGAUACAUAGACACUAUUGAAAAAUAUUGUACUUGCCAAAGCCUAUUUUUUACGCAAUGAGAAAUAUAUACAUUUAUUUAUGGGCCAGAAUUUAUGUGUUGGGUAUAUGUCUGGGGCCACAGCAGGGCUUCAGAUGAGGGGUCUGUUUCGUCUAACCAUUGUUAUCUCUUUCUUAUUUUUGUGCCCAGCAGUGAGUAGUGGUAAAAAUGUCUCCCUGACAACUGCAAUUUGUGUAUUUAGAUACUUACUGGAACAGAUUUCAAGUUUGUGAUGGUUUCACAAGACCACCCUUGUACAAUUUAGGUGCUAAAGAGACCACCAGCAGUAUUGAGGCACCAAGCCUUAUGCAUGUUCAUGUCAUUUUCAGAAUUAAGUUAAUGAACUUCUAUUCAAAAUGAGAAUUAUCUAGGCACCAGGUUGUGGCAUUGAAAGCAUGGAGAGAACAGGGUUCUGGUGUCUGCUGUUGGACUUAGCUAUCCAUUUUAGUUCCCCUAUCAUCAUUACCUGUGCAUGACUUGCUGGCAUUUUGUUUCCGUCCAGGUGUACACUGCCAAAGGUGGGCGGGGCACGUUAGAAGCAUGUGGUUGUCAGCACCUUUAUUUGUGUCCACAUAAAAAUUUCAGCAUUUAACAUUUUACACUGCAAUUUCUUCCUUUUUAGAUUGAGUGUUGUCCCAGGUUGAAAACAGAAUAUCUCUUGUUUCCAUGCUAGCUCUUUACUUAUAGUUCAUUAUCUGUAGAAUGGAAAACGCCUGCAAACACAGAUCCACAGGCUUGCAAUAUUACUAGCUAUGUUAUUAUAGAUCUAGGUUAUACUGUACUAUAGGUCUAUUAAAUGUGUUGUAACCCUUGCUGUACAUACUCUGUAUCACGAUUGGUCUGCUAUAGACACCAGUGUGGUGUAGUCGGUGUGUACCAGUGGCUAAAUGUUGUGUGAGAUUUAGGUAGCUGUACUGUAUAGCAUGUCUUUUCUAUGUUAUCACCUUCAAGUGCUAUACACAGUUUAUACUCUCUUCUCGGUAUGGUAUUCAAGUACAGUUGAAUGAUGGGAGUCUGGCUAUUUUGUACUUUUUUGUCUUGUAAGACCAACAUACAUGUAUUUGUAAUGAAUUUAUUAGAUGUAAUCAAUCAUUUCUCAUAUACUGAUGGUGUGACUAGGUUUUGAUUGGGUAUCUCUGAUUCAGAAAUGAUUCCAGUAAAAAUUUUAAUUAUUAGUCCUGAAGUUGUAGCUUUACAGAAUAUCAGAAAAUAGAAAUCCAAUUUUUCUCACUGCAAUGCUUUCCAAAACAAACAAUGAUGAAUUUUUACUCUAAGUUGACAAAAUUACCUUCACCUUUCCAUGAUUCUUAAUUGUAACAAUCCCUCCAAGUGAAUUAGGUUUUAUGUCAGUUUUUGAGAUUUUGAUUGAAAUAUGAAAUUGAUUCUCAAUUUUCUUUCUUUUUUUUUUUUUACAUUCCAUGAGCUAAACUGAUCUUCAUUUAAUAGUUGUAGAAAAGCAGUGCCCUUAAUCAUUUCCAUCAAUACAGUGUACAACAUUAAGAUGUCAUUUCAGUGUUAUAAUAAUUGAUAUCACCCUAAAUGUAGAUCAAAUUCUGAAGCGUUAUUGCUUACAAAGUCCAAAUUUUCAGAAAUAAGGAAGAACUUUUCUGUUUAAUAAUUGAAAUGUAUCUGUUACGAUGAGGUUUUCCUUACUUGUCCAUAAUCUAAAAUUGGUAUUUGUAUUAUAAAACCAUCAGUAAGUUGACCUUCCAUGGCACAUAUUUGUCCAAGUGACAAUUUGUAUGUGAGAUAAUUUGUUGAUGAUGUCUUUACAUGUUGUGAUAGUUAUGUUUUUGUUGCCGUGGUUACAGUGUUUGGGAAGUGUUAACUCUUUUAUCAGUGUGCACCACUAUGGUUUGUGUUACCGUGACAACCUCAUAUAAACAUGUUUAUAGCAUUUUAUCAUUUAAUAGAAACCUCUUUGUUAUAUGCAGUGUGUUUAUUAAGCUGUUGUUGCCUGUCUGUUAGUUGUCAUGGUAAACAGGUUGUCAACAUAUCUACCUGUUCACUUUUGUUCUUUUUGAUUUAUUCUGUUGAAUCUUGAAUAAGAUUGAUGAUGAGGAUGUUCAACUUCUGUUGAAGAGACUGACAAGGACUAAUUAUAACUUUAGUUGCUGAGAAUCGGAUUGACAGUGAUUUUUAAUACAUGUGGAUCAGACUUGGACCUUUUUUCAACCUGGUUGAUCAAACUUAACAGGGAUUGGAUUUACUGCAACCUCCAACACCAAUUUUGAUCUCCCCUUGUCAAUCAGGCUUAACAUCAAACCCUAUUAGCCAGACUGGCAAGAGCAAACCCAGGUUUAUCCCCUAUCUUAGCAUCUCUUCCUUUUUCAUUUCAAAAUCUUUUACUUGCCUUAUGGUGUUUGGGGAAGCAACACAAAUAUUUAUGAAGGUCAACCUUCUGAAAACUUUUAAAAAUUUUUAUUUCUUAAUAAGAUCUGUUGGUAUGAUAGGUUGGACUAUAAGCUUUAAUUAGUAUACCUACUCUAGUAGUAGGGUAGCAUUACAAAACUCGGUUUUAAAACAGUUUUAUGUGAGAGUAUGUGUUUUAUAUACUGUGUAUAGUUAAGUGUUUUGGCAUGUUGUGCUGUUGUUGAGUUACCACUGGAGAAAUUGUCCUUUAUUUGAAUUUCUGUGAUGAGGGUGGGAGGACAUUUAUGUGAUUGUAUUUUACCUUGUAGUACAUCAGCUUGUGUUUUCUGCCAAGGUUCCAUAUGUUGGAGCUGGGAUCCUUCAGCAAUCAUGUAACAUGGCUGUACUUUUGUUAAGACCUGUGUGAUACUUUGUUAUCCUCCCAACUUUUAACCCAGCUGGGUAGCCCCUGGCAUCAUUGGUCAAAUAUGUUAUUAUGUAGUAUGCGUGUGUACCCCUCUGUCGCCCGGCCUGUAGGACCCAAUUUGUUAACCUUAUCUGUAGGAUGUUGUUAUUAUCUUGUAUAUGUUGUAUAUGUAGCAAAUCAAUUUCUUUUUUAAAUUAUCUACAAAUUAUUAACACAAGUGGUUCAUACUUGAAAAGUCAAAAUUGCUAUGUUGUUUAUGAUUGGGUGUUUGAGUGAACAAGAUAUGUAUGGAGCCCAGGGGCACUGGUGGGUACUAAGUACCAACCCUAGACCUCCCUGGCAACGGUGUCAAUAGCUUUUAGUUGAUGUCUCCAAUUAUUGUUUACAAUAUUUUUUUAAUGCAAGCAAAAGUUAUUUUAAAUGUCGAGAUGAAGUGUGACAGACCAAACUUUACAGAUUUUCCAAUACUUUAGUGAAAUCCAGAAACACUUAUGUUCUCAACUGUCAGGACACCUCAAUGGUAGGCAAUGGGACAUCAUUUGUAAAUUCCUGCACGUAAAAAAUAUAUUGGUAUAUAUAAUUGAAAGCACCGUUAAAUCAGCAGCAUCUAGCUACACAGGUACAAUUUAGUUGGAAAGUUUUUAUCAUAAAAGAAAGUUUUAAUCAGAAAAUUGUUAUCACAAAUAAAAGUCUUGCCUAUCACAAAGUGCAGUAAAUGGUAGAUGUGUUUUUUAGAGUAUAAAGUUAGGUGCUGACAAAAUGAUUUAGCAGAUUCACUAGUUUCAACUUGUGUAUAUAUAUACCAGCGAUAUUUAAUAGUAUUUGUGUACGAGUUGACACCGUGCAAUAGUUUCCCACACCAACAGGGGUAGACAAUGUAUAGAGUUUGGCUUCUCACACUUGAUCAUUGAGUGGUUGAAUAUGGUGUACAUCUUGGGUGUAUAAGAACAUCUUUUGCGAUACAUUACAAAGGUCAUCAUCUGUAUAUCAUACAUUGUCACCAGUGUGAAUGUCUUGUUUUAUUUUGAUACAAUUCUAUUAUAUCAAGAUAUCAA
Molecule: messenger RNA, 7379 nt
Organism: Ylistrum balloti
Lineage: Eukaryota; Metazoa; Mollusca; Bivalvia; Pectinida; Pectinidae
Product: F-box only protein 11-like
Exons: 19
Coding region: 54-2705 (883 amino acids)
Biological process (GO): protein ubiquitination; regulation of apoptotic process; ubiquitin-dependent protein catabolic process
Molecular function (GO): zinc ion binding; protein binding
Source: RefSeq, a predicted model, not a curated record